AUGGAACCGGACGGCCUGACAGAGGUUCUGGAGAAACACAAAGCAGUGUUCGGGGAUGAUCGGGGUCAUCUCAAGGACAUUAAGGCAAAAUUUACUCUCACUGCUAAUGCAAAGCCAAAGUUUUGUAAGCCCAGACAGGUUUCCUUGUCAAAGAAGAAACUCAUAGAGACAGAACUGGACAGGCUGGAAGCAGAAGGAGUUAUAAGAAGAGUUACUCAUAGCGACUGGGCUGCACCUAUUGUGGCACCCUGGAAGAAAGGACGGAAGCGUUCGGGUUUGCGGCGACUACAAGACAUCUACGCGAGUCUCARCGGUGGCACAGUGUUCUCAGUUCUUGACCUGAAACAGGCAUACCUACAGAUGGAGGYUGACGAGGCGUCGCGCAAGUAUGUCACUAUCAAUACYCAUCGGGGGUUGUACGAAUAUCAAAGGAUGCCAUAUGGUAUAGCCUCUGCCCCAGCCCUCUGGCAGAGAGCGAUGSACCAGGUUCUACAGGGAAUAGAUGGAGUCCAAUGCUAUAUCGAUGACAUUGUUAUCAGUGGAAAGACGAAGGAGGAACAUCUGAUUACCAUGGAUAAAGUUCUAGAAAGAUUGGAGGAGAACGGACUUAGAGCUAACAGAGGUAAAUGCUCAUUUCUGAAGGACUMUGUUGAGUACUGUGGACAMAUCAUMUCAUCAGAGGGUCUGCGACAGUCCCCCAAAAAGGUGAAGGCAGWCGUCGACAWKCCUGUACCCAAWGACCUUGCACAGCUGCGAUCCUUCCUAGGAAUGGUGCAAUACUAUGCGCGGUUCCUACCGGACCUGUCUACUCACCUUGGCCCGCUUCACUGCCUCUUAGCYAAGGAUMAACCAUGGAGAUGGACARAGAAAGAGGAGGAUAGCUUCAGGCGAGUGAAGGACAUGCUCACCCARGACCAGGUCCUCACACACUUCAACCCUGACCUGCCUGUUGUGCUUGCUACUGACAGCUCGUCAUAUGGUCUCGGCGCUGUCUUGUCUCAUGAAAUGCCUGAUG
Messenger RNA from Exaiptasia diaphana, 1015 nucleotides. RefSeq lists its product as uncharacterized. NCBI's taxonomy places the organism in Eukaryota, Metazoa, Cnidaria, Anthozoa, Actiniaria, Aiptasiidae. The annotation marks the transcript as partial. The record is from RefSeq and is a predicted model, not a curated record. The transcript is spliced from 2 exons.